Messenger RNA from Rhododendron vialii, 753 nucleotides. RefSeq names its product nucleobase-ascorbate transporter 8-like. The transcript has 3 exons. NCBI's taxonomy places the organism in Eukaryota, Viridiplantae, Streptophyta, Magnoliopsida, Ericales, Ericaceae. The record is from RefSeq and is a predicted model, not a curated record. Bases 10 to 264 code for a protein of 84 amino acids. Gene Ontology annotation, molecular function: transmembrane transporter activity. Gene Ontology annotation, cellular component: membrane. Gene Ontology annotation, biological process: transmembrane transport.
GAAAGGACAAUGAGAGGUAUGCAGGGUGCUCUUAUUAUUGCCUCUUGCUUCCAGAUGCUUAUUGGCUUCUUAGGAUUGUGGAGAAAUGUUGUAAGGUUUCUUACCCCUCUUUCUAUGGUUCCUCACAUGACUUUUACUAGACUUGGGCUAUACUAUCUUGGUUUUCAAAUGCUGCCAAUGUGUGUCGAAAUUGGGAUCCCCGAGCUAAUUCUAAUGGUUAUCUUCUCACAGGCAAGUUAUUGUGGUUUGUCAACUGCUCAAUGAUGCAUUUGAGAAAGUUUCUUGGUUUUUCGUGUAAAUGCUUCACUCUGAAGCAAAGUAACUGUACUAACUGACUUUCCUUAUGCAACGGAAAUUUGUGAGAUGAUUUUGCAGUAUCUUCCCCAUUAUGCAAAAGCAAAAACAAAGAGACGUGUGUGUGAUCGAUUUGCACUUCUGUUCUUUGUUGCAUUUGUAUGGGGCUAUCCGCAAGUUCUCACUUCAAGUGGUGCAUAUCAUAACGCUUCUACAGCCACUCAAGCUAGUUGUCGCACUGAUCGCGCUGGCCGCAUUACUGGAGCUCCUUGGUAAUAUCUAAUCAUUUUUCCCACCUAUUUUUUUAUUUUUAUGAUAAGAACUAGAUUGGAAUCCCAUAAGCUUUGUUUGUUUAGUCCUAAUGCAUCUGAAAAGUUUGCAUUCUUCUUAAUAACAUGAGCCAAACUAUGAAAGGACUCAUUAUUGGAGCUUCUUGAUAAGGAGAGGUUAUUGAGUGCU